Molecule: messenger RNA, 2416 nt
Organism: Syngnathus typhle (broad-nosed pipefish)
Lineage: Eukaryota; Metazoa; Chordata; Actinopteri; Syngnathiformes; Syngnathidae
Exons: 9
Coding region: 384-1997 (537 amino acids)
Biological process (GO): T cell receptor signaling pathway; negative regulation of T cell activation; B cell receptor signaling pathway
Cellular component (GO): plasma membrane; membrane raft
Source: RefSeq, a predicted model, not a curated record
GGCGAGCCCCUCAGCUUCCGCGUCAGCAUCCCUUCAAAUAGCCGCUGUCACUUGACUGCUGCACGCACAGACUGGCAUUUGCAAGGCACAAAAAGGGGGAUCCAAAUCAGACAUUUGUGCGUUAACAUCAGCUUUUAUGUUGCAUGGUGACGGCAAUGAGCGAUGAGCGCUGAGAGUCGGUAAAGGAGAUUUGGAGCCCUGGCAGGAAGGAUAGCGAUGUUCAACGCGCCUCGUCCCGGGAGAAGUCAACCCAGAAGCUGGCAGCAAGAGACGGAGAUGCUCCUCUAGAGCACCGGCAGGUCGAGUUUUCCUGAGCAGAGCGAUUGUGUGGCGGAGUUUGAGCUGAGAGUGGAAGUGAGUGGGCGCGAGAGGGAUCGUGUGUCAUGGCUGACAGCGAAGGGACCAAUCUCGAGGACCCUCCCUACAAAAACCUGCUGCUCCUGGGGGCCAUCGCAGCAGCGUCGGCCUUCGUGGUCACCAUCCUCAUCGUCCUCGUCUGUGUGGGCUGCCAGAGAAAAAGUAAGAGCAAGCACCCUUCAGCCGGAGAGAAAGGCACAUCAGUAAAUAUGCAGGGUACCCUUCGACAUCCAAAACUGAAUUCCAUGAGCAAAUCGGACACCAGGCUGCAUGAGAUCAAUCGCUUUCCCUGCAACGGGAACUCUGUUAGUAAGAGCCGUCCCGCCAGCAUGGACCUGCUGCUCCUCCACAGUCGGCGCUCCCAGAAUGACCUGAGGCCAUCUCAGGGGCGCCAGCUUCCGCAGAUCCCCACCAGCCCCCAGGGAUCCAGCCAAGGAGGAGAAGGGGACGUCGGAGGAGAUGGGGGAGGCGGGGAGGCGAGAGACCACACUUACACAGAGGUGGCCCUGCGGAAUAAUCCGACGCCGACGCACGUCUUGGACGACGGCCUGUACGAGACUGUCAGUGUCCGGGAAGGGGAAGCGGGCCCCAAAGCACCCACGGCGCCACCGCCAACAUCAACUAACAUUCCGACUUCAGUCAGGGCCUGCCAAAGCCCGCCUGCCCAGGCCGACGGAGCCCGUAAUGGCAAUGGAACCGGCGGCAAAGGGAAUGGCAUCAUUAACGAAACAAUGGCAGGGAAAAGUAAUGGGGCGAACGGGGUUAACAGGUCCCCCUUGUCCUCAGUCAACUCCCUGGCUAUCCAAGAACCAACUGCUGCCGAGUACGCUUCAAUUCGCAAGUUCCGAAAGGUUGACAAGACAAACAGGAAGGAAAAUAACGGCGCCGACAGCCAGUCAGACCAAUCGAGCGUGAGCGACUCGCCCUCAGCUGCUGCGCCGCAACUACAGCGCAGUCAGGAGUUUCCACGUAAAACCCUGGAGCCGUUUCACCUGCAUUCAUUCCCAAAGGAGCCGGUGUUUAUGGGCAAUGGUGAACAAUACAUCUGGAAGCCACCAGAGGAUGACGACAUCAUCACUUUACACCCGCCUCCGCCGCCGCACCGCAUUGAGAACGGACAGGGACACCCGUCUCCCCCGACAGCCAAGGAGAUUGCAGAUACCUACUCCAUUGUGUGCAAACCCCAGAAGAAAAAGACUUCCAUGGAAAGCAACGGAGCAAAGACCCUUCCACGCUCCUUUGGCGGCGAUAAAGGAAAGGGCCGGGGUCGAGGGGUCCAGGGCCAGGCGCGUUCCCAGGAGGAGCCAUGUUACGAGCCGACAGGUGACAGGGCCUGGCCCGCCUGUGUGGCAGCAGAGUCUGACACCGCGUACGCUACCAUUGACAGCCACCGUAAACGUGAGCAGGCCAGCACCAGUAAUAGCGUAGCUGGCGGCGCCGCCACCCUUAAGAGGAAGAAGCAACAGGCGCCAUCGGUUGCGCCUCAAGGCUCCGCGUCCAACCCCCUACCUGUUCGGGGCCUGCCCGGAGGAGAUAACUUCUAUGAGAGCAUCAGCGAUGUGAAAGGAGGCAACAGCUCCAGCACCACCACCAUCUUCACAUUUAAUGAUGGAAUGGAGAUGUACGUCACCGGCCUGUAGCGGGCAGACAUGCAGAUACGGCCCAGAAAGAUCGUAACAGAGACAGUCCUGUUCACUUGCCAUAAGGUUGCUGUACAUACUUUGAGAUACUAUGACUACGCCAGGCAAACGAAAUGACGAUCAAAUUUGUGUUGACAUCAGGUACAAACAGGGUUUAAAUCCAGGUUCAGACUUUUCCUUCAUUGCUCUAUAAUUUCGACCCUAAAAGGACCAAAAUAUUUUAUCAAAAAAAAAAAAGAAAAGGACAGAACAACUGGAAUAUUAAUCUUCAAACAUACUGUACCAGUGACUUUACUCAUGUUCAUGGGCAUCAUUUUCCAUAAUAUCUUUAUUUUUGUACGAACGGUGUUUAUUUGACUUGUGGCGUGACUCACAAUUUGAGCACAUUUGAAUAUAAAUAUAUGUACAGAAAACAUAAA